Molecule: messenger RNA, 1987 nt
Organism: Oppia nitens
Lineage: Eukaryota; Metazoa; Arthropoda; Arachnida; Sarcoptiformes; Oppiidae
Gene: Cdc16
Product: cell division cycle protein 16 homolog
Exons: 12
Coding region: 125-1987 (620 amino acids)
Biological process (GO): cell division
Molecular function (GO): protein binding
Source: RefSeq, a predicted model, not a curated record
AAUGAAAUUCCCUUCAAAUAAAGUAAUUACUGAUUAUAUGUUUAAUGAAAUCACGAAAAACAGUUGUUUUUAAAAUUGAAAAUUUGUUUAUCAUUUGAUUUGAUCCGCAAUUUGUUUGAAGAAAAUGUCUUUAGAUUUAAGCCAAACAUUCAAUAAUCAUAUGAAUAGUGAUGUAAAUCAUUGUCUAAAUGUUGAGAAGUUUAGAAAAGUGCGGAACGAUUACAUGAAUGGCCAACAAUACCGAUCGGCACUCUUCUGGAGUGAUAAAGUGGUUUCAUUGAGUGGCGAACACACCGAUGAUGUCUACCAACAGUCCAUCUGUUUAUAUCAUAUGAAUGAGUUUCAUAGAGCCAUCCAUUGUAUCAAAACGAGACAAUUGCACAAAACAGAGCUCUCGUGCCGACAUUUGGUCGCUAAAUGUCAUUUUGUUACCAAAGAAUAUAAGGAAGCUCUUGAAGUUCUCGAAGACGAUUACAGUGACAUCAAUGGCAAACCAAUGGAUAUCAUUAACAAUGAGAGAGAUAGAGAUAAUGACAAUAAAUGGAAGAGCUCUAUAGCACUACUUAAAGGACAGGUUUAUGAGGCACUCGACAAUCGCUUGAUUGCCAGUAAUUGUUUCAAAGAAGCGCUCAAAUAUGAUGUCUUUUGUUACGAAGCUUUCUAUGCGCUAACAAAACAUCAAAUGCUUAAGAAAUCUGAAGAGGAACAACUUAUUAAGUCAUUAGACUUUGACAAUCAGUGUACUAAAGAAGAAACUAAAUUUGUUUAUUUUCUCUAUGAAUCUCAGCUUAAAAAGUAUGACAAACCGGGAGAUAUUUUUCUUCCUUAUGAGUCCUCUAAUAUACUUCAAAAUAAUGUUGAUUUUAUGACAUCAUUGGCUGAAAGACAUUAUUAUAACUGUGAAUAUCAACAGUGCUUCAAAAUAACCUCACAGGUUUUAUCGAAAGAUAUAUAUCACACUCAAUGUUUGCCAAUUCAUUUAUCAUGUCUUAUGGAACUCAAGAAAACCAAUGCACUUUUUGAUUUGGCUCAUAAACUCGUUGAUCUCUAUCCCGAAAGUUCACUGUCGUGGUUUGCCGUCGGAUGUUAUUAUCUAUUAAUUAAUAAGACAGACGCCGCCCGUCGAUUCUUAAGUAAAGCAACCACUUUGGACAACGUGUUGGCUCCCGCGUGGCUACUCUAUGGACACUCAUUUGCAGUGGAGAGUGAACACGAUCAGGCUAUGGCCGCUUAUUUUAAAGCUUCUCAUCUUAUGAAUGGAUGUCAUUUACCACUUCUUUAUAUUGGUCUUGAGUAUGGCUUAACUGAUAAUCCAAAAUUAGCCGAAAGAUUCUUUAAACAAGCGCUGGACAUCGCACCAAACGAUCCAUUUGUUUUGCAUGAGUUAGGAGUUAUUGCCUAUCAAAGCUCUAAUUAUAUCAUCGCUGAAAAGUAUUUCAGAGAAGCACUUAAUAUCAUUAAAAAUCGAAAAGAAAUAACUGUUUUGCCCGACAAAUGGGAACCACUUCUUAAUAAUAUGGGACAUGUGUUACGAAAAUUAAAGAGAUAUGAAGAAGCCAUCGAUUUCCAUAAACAGGCACUUAUUCUUUGCCCACAAAACCCGUCCACUUAUUCUUCUUUAGGAUUUGUCUAUAGUUUGAUGACUAAAUGGAAUGAAUCUGUGGAAUACUUCCAUAAGGCUUUAGGUCUGAAAAGAGAUGACUCGUUUUCGACCGCAAUGUUAGGUCAUGUCAUCAAUCAUCUCGUUAAAGAUGUUUCAUUAUUUAAAGAUCCUAUUUAUCAUUUAGACGACAAUCCAAUAAAAUACGAACAAUCAGUAGUUAUCGAUGAUUUUUUAGCGUCAAAAUCUAAAGAAGAAAAGAGUUUACCACCAAUUAAAUUGUCUAAUAGUAGGUUAAAAACUACUGUUGUUAACACGACUCCACAAUCCAAUGAAUUAAUCCCUGAUUUAAGUGCUAAUGAUUGUGAAAUGGAUAUAAGUAAUUGA